AAUUGUAAAAGAAAUCGUGAAUGAAUUUUGUUUAUUAUCUACUCUAUUGCGAAUGUUGUCAAUAAUUUAGAGAAAUAAUGGUGUAUCUUAAUUAAUUAUAUCAAAAUUGUGGUGAUAUAUUUAGUUUUGACCCAAUUCUAGUUGUUUGUGAUUAUAAUAUUUACUGGUAACCUCCAAAGAACAAAGUGUACAAUGCCGACGGUCCCUCGUAUUUAAUGCGCUAUUCCCGACAUGGAAUCCCUAAAUGAUCCGUUAUCAAUUAAAAAUCCGCUAAGGUUGGAGCGUGAUAGUGAUAAAAGCAGAAAUUGCAACGGCCCUUCUAAACAGCGAGGCUCUAACGACAACCCUGAAAGUGUGUUUACAUCCGCAACGAAUGAGCUAGACGCAAAUUCAACGUCGCAAAAUGGACCACUACAAAGACAUUCGAAUUCUCUGAAUAACGAAUCGUCGCAGUCAUGUAGUAAAGCAAGUGACAGUAACAAUGAAUGUAAUAAAAAUACUGGUGGUGCUACACAAGGUAACAAAGUAAAUAACUGCAAUACCGAGCAGGUUGCGACCCCGGGCUGCAGUAAAUCUGACACAACUGACAGCAAUGCUGAGCCAGCAACAUGUUCAAAACACAAGUUGUGUAUUGAUAAAGCUGCAAACAAUAGUGCAGUAGUUGCUUCAACAAGUGGCACAAGUAAACCUGUAGACAAUGCAGAAAGCAGCAGUUCUAGAGAAAACCGCAAAAGACCUUCAACUUUGAAACUCAAUAGGCCAAAUUUUGAUGACGAUGACAGCUCAAGUGAUACAGGCAAUGAUGACUACUCUUUGGGUUCUGAAGAUGGGUGUAUCUAUACAUACAGGGGUGGGGAACAUUUGGCAGACUUGCCAAGUUCAUUCUUUAGUCUAGACAUGGGUUUGCCUCUGGAUAGGCACCUUCCACCUGGUCCUUUAAAUUACCCAGCUCAACAGGGAGCACAUAAUGCCCGAGAACAGAACUCCAGAGCUUCCAGCCCUGAUAUGGACUUUCUAGAAAUGGAUUUCGAUCCGGGACCUUCAUGUGAGGUUGAUUCUGGGGAUGAGUCUAGUCCAGACGCUGACUUAGAGGCAGAAAUAAUAAUGCCUGAAGAAAACGAGCCGGUACUGAGAGGGACGUCUCCAGAGUACUUAGCUGGUGCUAGGUAUGUCCCCCCACCUAUAAGCGUUCCCACCACUUCGUCUGCUCCUGAUGCAAGUUGUUCCAACGUGCCAUCUACUAGUCGUGGUGUGCCGACAGACCAUGGUGACGUGAGAGAUGAUUCUAGAAGUUCUCAUUUGUAUGGACCACUAAUAACACAUGUUAACGUAAGGGGAGAACAGCUGCUGGUUAGAAGAACCAUGUCUCAUUGGCCACAUUCCACAUCUGUGAACCUUCAUGUUUCAAGUGGUGAUCUGGUAUCACCAAGAGAAAUGUUAAAUUAUGAUGAUGACACUGAGGGACCAUUUGCGCAUCAAAUCAACCAAGGAGAAAGGCCAAUGUAUGACUCAGCAAACUUGUCAUCAGCAUUGUAUCAUCUUACAAUGGCUAAAAAGCUUGUUGAAAAUGCCAAAGCUGACACAGACCAGCCAACAAAUUACAGCGAGGCAGGCCCGAGCACCAGUUCGGACGACUCUCGCUGCACCCUGCCGCCGCGGUGUAUGGUGUGGUCGGAGCGAGAGGCUUGCGAGCGGCAAGUCACGCAGAUAGGCACCUCGGCCUGUGGGGCUACUGCCGUCGUCAAUGUAUUUAUUGCAUUGGGCGUCCCAGUAAACGUAGAAAAAAUCAAUACAGCUGUCGGUACAAGACUGAGGGCUAACACAGCCCCACUACCAAGGUACCUGCUAUCCCGCGCCGUGGCCGGCUGCACAGCAGCGGACCUAGUGACGGGCAUCCAGCGCGCGUCGGACGGGCUGGUGACCGCGCGGUUCUUCCCGACCUAUCCGGAGCGCGCGGUCUCGCUGUCACACUGGCUGGCAGACUGGAUUUCUUUAGGCAAGUGUUUCCUCACACCAGUCUACUGGUACCUGCUAUCCCGCGCCGUGGCCGGCUGCACAGCAGCGGACCUAGUGACGGGCAUCCAGCGCGCGUCGGACGGGCUGGUGACCGCGCGGUUCUUCCCGACCUAUCCGGAGCGCGCGGUCUCGCUGUCACACUGGCUGGCAGACUGGAUUUCUUUAGGCAAGUGUUUCCUCACACCAGUGUGCACCAUGAGUUUACAUUAUUGCGACAACUGCCGCGCGUCGGACGGGCUGGUGACCGCGCGGUUCUUCCCGACCUAUCCGGAGCGCGCGGUCUCGCUGUCACACUGGCUGGCGGACUGGAUUUCCUUAGGUGCAGUCCCAAUAGUGACGUUAAAUCUACAAGUCGGUUGCGAGGGCGAAAUCCCAGACGCGUGGCACCAUCAAAUGGUGUUCGGCGUGUCAGCAGAGGGGGUGUAUCUCUGCAACCCUGUCGAAUGCGUGCCAGAGUCUACGCUAUGGCCGCGUCUUACGUCUCCCUCGGUUCUUCUGGUUAGAACGAGAGACGUGCUAUCAAGGUUCACCGCUAGCACGGAUUUGUCGCCGCUGAUGUUUGUGCCUGAUCGACGCUUCCACACGUUUAAUGUUCUUGGUCAAGUAGCCAACGUGAUACGCGAAUGGCGUUCCACCGGCUGGUCGGAACACGGGACACGCACGCGCCACGUGCGGCUCCCGUGCGCUUACACCGCCGGCGUCACGCUCGCCGCGCUCACCGGCUCCGAGGCGCACCGCCGCCUCGUGCACGCGGCCCAGCUGCCCAUACUGGGGCCCGCGCCCGAGCGAUAGGGCUCCGCCACCAUUGUCCAAUGAUGGAGCACAAGAGGAAUUCACAAUCGUCGGGUCAGUGAAGUAACACAUACUCCAUCAUAAUUCUUAUUAACUGUUUUAUCAUCUAUGAAUGUCUCCGUAAAAUGUGCACGUAAAUUUACGUAUACGUACGUAUUACUCCGUUACGAACGAAUCGGAAACAAAAGAGCGAUUCACAUGUAAAAAACUAUCAAAUUGGUAAAUAAGGUCAAUUUUCCAUUAGCAAAUGCUCCACAACUAUCUUUCGAAACACGAUGCGCGUUAAAAUAAUUCUAUCACGCUCGCCCGGCCGUGCAGAGCUCGUACAGUCAUGUAAGAAUGUCUGGGAGACAUUGAACUCUAUUGCAAGGGCCAAAGGGUUGAUUCCUGGUCAGCUGCAAUGUAAGAAUGUCCGAGAGACAUUGAACUCUAUUGCGAGGGCCAAAGGGUUGAUUCCUGCGCACGCGCCACGUGCGGCUCCCGUGCGCGUACACCGCCGGCGUCACGCUCGCCGCGCUCACCGGCUCCGAGGCGCACCGCCGCCUCGUGCACGCGGCGCAGCUGCCCAUACUGGGGCCCGCGCCCGAGCGAUAGGGCUCCGCCACCAUAGUCGAAUGAUGGAGCACAAGAGGAAUUCACAAUCGUCGAGUCAGUGAAGUAAUACAUACUCCAUCAUAAUUCUUAUUAACUGUUUUAUCAUCUAUGAAUGUCUCCGUAAAAUGUGCACGUAAAUUUACGUAUACGUAUACUUUAUUACUCCGUUACGAAUCAGAAACAAAGAGCAUUUCACAUGUAAAAAAAACUAUGAAAUUGGUAAAUAAGGUCUAUUUUCUAUUAGAAAAUUCCUCACAACUACCAUUCGAAAUACGUUACGCGUUAAAACAAUUUAUCUAUUCGGCUUGCCCGGCCGUGCAGAGCUGGCACAACAACAAAUUAAUGUCUGAGAGAUAUUGGACUCUAUUGCAAAGGUUUACGGAUUGCUUCCUGGCCAGUUGCAAAUUGCAAUGUAAGAAUAUCUAGGCGACAUUGAACACUCUUGGACAAAGGAAGCAAGGAAUUCAGUAUAAUCGAACCGAGAAAAAGUGUCAGGGAAGUAUAAACUAGCCUCAAGAUCUUACUUUUACUAUCUAUGAGGUACUACUGGCCACACUCUUGGAUAAAGGAGCAUCCGAGGAAUUCAAAAUAGAGCUGCGAGCCAGGGAGUGUACAUUUACCUAUUCCAUUAUCAUUCUUAUUUUAGUACUUUUACUGUUCCAAAAAUCGUAAGAUGACUCCGUAAAAUGUGCACGUAAAUUUACGUAUACGUACGUAUUACUCCGUUACGAACGAAUCAGUAAUAAAAGAGCGAUUCACAUGUAAAAAUACUAUCAAAUUGGUAAAUAAGGUCAAUUUUCCAUUAUCAAAUACUCCACAACUACCUUUUGAGACACGAUUAAAACGAUUCUAUCACGCUCACCCGGCCGCGCAUGCGGCUCAGCUGCCCAUACUAGGGCCCGCGCCCGAGCGAUAGGGCUCCACUCGGCCUUGGAACUUAUGGAAACACUCGUGGAUAGAGGAGCUUCCGAAGAAUUCAAAAUAGAGCAGCGAACCAGGGACAUUUACCUAUUACAUCGUCAUUCUUCUUAUUUUAGCACGUAUGACUCCGUAAAAUGUGUCCGUAAAUUUACGUAUACGUACGUACCUACCAACCUCUUUCAAAAAUAAAAGCGUGAUUCGUCUUAGACUAAAAACUGUAUCAAAUUGGUAAAUUAGGUUUAUUAUCUAAUGCCAAAUGCACCAUUAUCUUUCGAAAUAACAUGUGAAUGUUUAAUAUUUUUCUAAAUACAUGCGUAUUCCAUUACUGCAAAAUCGAAUUGUCAAUAGAACAGAUUUUGAAAAUUGAGAACUUUCGCUAUAAGUAUACGAGAAGCAGUAUUUGAGAAUACAAAAGAGUUAAUAAAAACCGAUUCGCAAAUUAAAUAAUAGUAAGUGGAGUGAUUACUCGAAUGUUUUUCCUCUAAAAAGUUAUCAAACCAGCCCAAAUAAUAUAACUAUUUCGAUGCUUCAAUACCUUCGUGGUAUUCGAUUCCUUCAUUUCCGAUUUUACGAUUUAUUGUGAAGCAAUUAUUUAAAAAGACAAAACUAUUUAUUAACACCAAUUAUAAGGUAUAACAUUAUUGUAAGCGUUUAUAUUAUUAUUAGGAAGACAUAUCUAAUGUAGAAGUACCGAUAUUAUUAUGAUUCUUAUCGUUUUGUGUUUGAUGGUCAAAAAUAUGUAAAAUAAUUAAAUAUACGGUGAUUUGCAAGAUCACUAGAGUGUUUUGUGUUUUAAAUUAAGUAAAAGAAUUAAAGGAUCUUACUUUUAUUAGUACAUAAUAUGUAUUAUCUAAACCACCGUGCUAUAUAAAAACCGAAUUGUUUUUGUUAUGUUUGAUGAUUAGUGGCAUUUCAAGUAAGAAACAGUUGGCAGGAAAAGUAAAUUUGUGAGUACCUAUGAAAGUAAACCAACAACUACUGGCCCUUUACAAGUGUAUACUUUAAAGGAGGCUUCAGUUGGUUAUCUAAAUUAAUUUUGUUCUCUCAAAACACAAUCAUAUACCGCCGCAACUCAAUAUAAAUGCUCUUACUCAACAAUUUAUUAUUUAAGGUUAUUAUUACGUAAUAUUAAAUAUCGUAAGAUUUUCUCCAUACGAUUUAGGGAUCAUGAAUAAAUUAUGUUUCUUUCCUAUUUGUUUUUGUAAUAUGAUUUGGUCUCAUCUUAUCUAUUUAUUCUUUCCUGACUUCUCAUUCUUCUGUCAGCAUAAUUUAUUUAUGGUCUCGCAAUAUUGUUAUGUUGUUAUUUCCAUGUAAAGCUUCAUCAAUAUCGCUCAAAUAUUUUGUUAUUGCGUCUUCAUAGUGUAAGUAUAGAACUCAUAGUGAUUCGACGUUUCACAUUACUGAAGCGUGUGAUUGGCUAAAUUUUAUUAGCCACAUAAAAAUAAGGUGUAAAUAUUCCUGUAAAAGAUAUAACGUAAUUUAAUUAUAUAUUAGUAAAUUGGUGCUUACUAGUCAAAAUUAUAUUAGCACAUACGUCUGUAACCGUUGCAACACUCAUGUACGUUUGUUAUCAUAAUUGCACUUACUGUAAACAUAUUCUGGUAUUUCUGGUUAAUGAGACGGCCGUCUAAUAUAUAGUUAUGUUCAUCGUAUUCUAGUUAAUUAAUCGUUAAUAAGUUUGCCUGAUUGAGGGAAAUCAGCACGAAUUGCCGUCUCGUUGAAUUGAAAGAAUGAAUGUAUCGAAAUACAUAGGUUUGUACGUUUUUACUUUAUACUAUUGAGAUGUUUUACUUAAUUAAAUUGUGUAGUGAUUUCAGAAACAUUCAAAGAUUUUUCAUUGAAUUUGCAGCCUUAAAUUAGGUAAAAUUAAUUGCCACAAAUGUGGCAGAUUCUAAAAGCGUGGAUCUAAAAAACGUUGGCUUUACCUAUUAAUUUUGUUUACGUUUGUACUGAAUACUUUGUUACUCCAUAAAUAAAGUUUAAGUAGGUAAAACAUCUAAAUUUUAAGGCAUGAUCCAAACAGACAGGUUUGACUUUUCUACAUUCGGUUUUGUAGAUUUUCUCCCUAUGUUGGUGCCCUCUCAGUCUACUUAUCUAAGCAAAGGCAUAAGAGAUGGAACCCAAAACAUGGAAGUGGCAUUGUAGAAUGGGUUCACGGGGUUCAAGAAACUAUUUGUAUGCAAAAAGCGUAACACCACUUUACAUAGAUCUCGAUAUGUAAAUGUUUCAUUGUAACACGGAGAUAACGCUACAAGACCGAAUUUAGCAUAACAUAAGAUAAUGAUUCCAUGUGUUUUACAUAUUCAUCAAGAGUACUAUUUCUGUACGUUUGGCUCUUAUUGCUUUAUAAGCGCCUUAGAUUUGCAUUUUGUCUUUCCUGUAUGGGCCACGCCGCAUAUUCACACCGUCAUAUACUGUACCUUUUAUUUCUUAAAGUUGUUAAAUGUAUGUUUAAGUUGUAAAUUGUUCGUUGUAACUGUAUCCUCCUCACAUUGAUAUGCAAUAUUUGGUUCUUCUAAUGUGUAUCCACACUUGGAAGUAGUGUGAUAUAGUACCAAAUUGUUAACGAAUAAUGACCUUAUAAUGCAGUCAUGGUGGAACAGUGUUCUGGACAUUAAUGACGUCACUUUACAUAAAAGCAAUGUUAUGUAUAACAUUAUAUUUUUGGAAUAUACUAUGAUAGAAUAUA
This is a messenger RNA of Ostrinia nubilalis (European corn borer), 7012 nucleotides long. RefSeq lists its product as uncharacterized. The record is from RefSeq and is a predicted model, not a curated record. The transcript has 9 exons. Bases 232 to 2808 code for a protein of 858 amino acids. NCBI's taxonomy places the organism in Eukaryota, Metazoa, Arthropoda, Insecta, Lepidoptera, Crambidae.